UCAGAGUCCUCUGCGUCGAUCUGAGGAGUAGGCUACACAGUUGUGUGAGAGGAAAAGGAGAGCUCUGUAUUAUUCAGUACAUCACUGAACCUUCCUGCUACACUGUUAUACUGUGGCAGUGCAUAAGUGGACCUUUCCGUUGCUUGUGUGCCUACAGAUGGUCUAUUUUAAGUGCACAGUGUAGUAGUUACUGUAACGAGUGCGCCCGCAUCACUGGACUUCACAUUGGUGAAAACUAGAGAAGUAGAUCAAAGAAGACAGAACAAGAGUUGACAAGACAUUUUCCAGAGCCAGAAGUUUGUGGAAACAGGAUGGAGGAGAGCCUUGCAUCUCUAACACACUAGAUCCUUCACUGUUCCAGCCAUCACUGCCCCACACUGGCCCUGCGUUCCUCAAGACUACUGAUUUAUUUGAAAUGAUUGAGAAAAUGCAGAGCAACAGAAUGGAUGAGCAACGAAGCACUCUUCCUCCUCCUCUCAAAACUGAGGAAGACUACAUUCCUUACCCCAGCGUUCAUGAGGUUCUCGGCAGACAGAGUCCAUUUCCCUUGAUUCUGCUGCCCCAGUUUGGGGGUUAUUGGAUUGAAGGGACCAAUCACAAGCUGAGCAAUGGGAUUGACCCGGAGCAGCUCCUGUCUCCCACCUCACGUUUCAAACUGGAGUGCAACAACACAGCUAAGAUCUACAGGAAACAUUUUCUGGGCAAAGAACACUUUAAUUAUUAUACAGUGGACAGUGCCCUGGGCCACCUGGUGUUCUCCAUGAAAUAUGAUGUUAUCGGGGACCAAGAGCAUCUCCGUCUCAUGCUCAGAACAAAAAUGAAAACGUAUCACGAUGUGAUUCCAAUAUCUUGUCUAACCGAAUUCCCCAACAUUGUCCAGAUGGCCAAGCUCGUCUGUGAAGAGGUGAACGUGGACCGCUUUUUCCCAGUGCUUUACCCAAAGGCCUCCAGACUCAUUGUCACAUUCGACGAACACGUCAUAAGCAACAACUUCAAGUUCGGAGUCAUUUAUCAGAAGUUUGGACAGACCUCAGAGGAGGAGUUGUUUGGGAAUAACGAGGAGGGUCCUGCUUUGGUGGAGUUUUUAGAGUUUCUGGGACAGAAAAUCGAGCUCCAUGACUUCAAAGGGUUUCGUGGAGGGUUGGACGUGACACAUGGACAGACAGGCUCUGAGUCUGUGUACCACAAUUUCCACAACAAGGAGAUCAUGUUCCAUGUGUCAACUAAGCUGCCUUACACAGAGGGCGAUACACAGCAGCUGCAGAGGAAGAGGCAUAUAGGAAAUGACAUCGUGGCCAUAGUGUUUCAAGAGGAGAGCACUCCAUUCGUGCCAGACAUGAUUGCUUCCAACUUCCUGCAUGCCUAUGUAGUGGUGCAAGUGGAAAAUGCCUGUUCUGACAACGUCCUCUACAAAGUUUCGGUAACAGCGCGAGAUGACGUCCCAUUCUUCGGACCACCCCUCCCCAACCCAGCCAUUUUUAAGAAAGGUCCAGAGUUUCAUGAAUUCUUGCUUUCCAAGCUGAUCAAUGCUGAAUACGCUUGUUACAAAGCUGAAAAAUUUGCCAAAUUAGAGGAGCGCACCCGGUCUGCCCUGCUGGAGACGCUGUAUGAGGAGCUGCACAUCAACAGUCAGGCCAUGAUGGGGUUGGGAGGAGAGGAGGACAAACUGGAGAAUGGAGGAGGAGGGGGAGGGGGCUUCUUUGAAUCUUUCAAGCGGGUGAUCCGCAGCAGGAGCCAGUCUCUGGACACCAUGGGCCUCAAUAUCAGGAAGUACACAGUCUCCAAUAGUCACAGCGGCAGUUUCACCCACAACAACAUCAACCACCUCUCACCAGAGACCCCCAAAACCCCUGGGAUAUCAUUGCUUGUCCCAGGCAAAAGUCCCAGUAAAUAUGGACGGCGUGGCAGUGCCAUAGGAAUAGGAACCAUAGAAGAGUCUUUGAUCAUUCCUGGAAAAAGCCCAACUAGGAAAAAGUCAGGACCCUUCAGCUCUCGGCGUAGCAGCGCUAUCGGCAUUGAGAACAUCCAGGAGGUCCAGGAGAAAAGAAUUGCCGCUCUGUUGUCAGAGGACAGGACAGUGCUCUGUCUCUCUCUACCCAGCGUCACUCUCAAGAAUGGGAGGCUCAUCGUGGAUCCCUCCAAGGAGAGCUCCCCCAGCACACAGAAGACUCCUGACAGUGGCCACGCCUCCCAGGAACCCAAGUCUGAAAACUCCUCCAAUCAGAGCUCUCCUGAGGUCCUCGUCACUAAGAACAGUUCAAGCAUUUACAGCCGGGCUCCGUCCAUUCCUGAGGCUCAUGACCUGUCCCGCUCCUCCUCUAAUGCCAGCAGCUUUGCUAGUGUGGUAGAGGAGAACGAAACAGAGGCUACAGAGGACUAUGACACCGGCAUGGAGAGUCUGUCAUCAGCAGAUACUCCUCAUAAACGAGACUCUUUGACAUACAGCACAUGGCUUGAGGACAACAUGAGCACUACCAGUACAACCAGUAGGGAGAGCUCUCCUGCCCCUGGCAAAACUCAACAGCAGGAUGGUGUAAAGAACCAGGAGCAGAACCGUACAGACAUUCGCAUCAAACUUGAGCGACCGCAUGACCCCAAAUCCACAUCGAACUGCUAGCCUCUCCUGCUUGACUGCCUCAUGGACAUCCAUCAACAGCAUUUCCAUUAGAAACACCUUAGAGAGACAAGGAGAGCUCGGGUUACUUGAUGAAGAAGAGGACGAUGACACCAGUCAGCUGCAUGAGUGACAACGUGUAUGGCCCGAAACCACGAUCAUGUGACCAUGCCUCCAUCAGGACACUCACUACCCUCGCAGACUUGACUAGAAAUAGGAAGGAGUUGGAUAGGCAGUCAGAAACUGUGCAUUAGCCCUCCUUCAGACUUGUCCUUAACCCCCUUGUGAGUACAUCAGUAAAUGAAUGAGAACCUCCUCUGUAGCAGUGUCUAAUGACAUGUCAUUGUGCGGAUGAGUGGCUAAACUAGCAGGUUGUUUGAGGUCCUAACACUGUGCUAAAAUUCAGUUCUGUGAAGUUUUUCUCCUCAAGGACAUUUUACCUGCUUGCACGAUGAAAGCAUUUUCAGCCCUGUCCCAAAUGGUGGGCUGUGCAACAGGGCGCAUAGAGCAUCCUUCUGAAACCUAAAAUGACAAAUGGGACUUGCUACGGUCAUCGCACAUCUGCAAGUACAGUACACAUCAAAUGCACUAUUUGGGACAGGGUCAUUUCUCAUAUUCUGAUAUUAUUGAUGUUCUUUCAGUCAGAUUUCAGGUGUAAAACCCCUUGAUCUAAUGUUUAUAACAGCUGUGCAAUACAUCUUUUGACAUUAUUUAAGAGUAACUCCACUCAAAAACUAGUAAAAAAAAGCUGUUUUGUGAAUUUCAGUUCAGUCAAUGCAUAGUAUUUUGAGUCGCGGUGCACCGAUAUUAAAAAUAUAUCUGAUAAGCUGCUAAUUAUUUUCAUGUUAUGACAGGUAUUAAAAUUCUAUACUUAUUUGUAAAGAAACAACAAAUAAAAAUAAAAUGUAACUUUUUAAAUGCUACUAAGUAAGGUAUCACAGCAUUAUAAUGUGCAGUAUAAAAUUGGAUAUUCUUUUUGAAAUUGUUUUUAAAGAUUCAUUUUAAAGUGCCCCUAUUAUGCAAUUUUGAAGUUUCCUAAUGUUGUUUUGGAGGUCUCCUACAACAGGUUCACAUGCAUCUAAGGUAAAAAAAAAACGGUUUUUCACCACAUUUUUCAAUGAUUCUCAAACGACUCGUCAGAUGAAUCAGUCUCUCUAAAUCCCUCCUUUCCGCGAGCUACUCUGCUCUGAUUGGCCAGACAGCUCAGUCUGUUGUGAUUGGUCUACCGCGUACAGCGCGCGUAUCGAAAACAAAAACGCCCAGCAAUUCUACACCAUAAACUAAAGACAGUAACGAACAAUGAUGUCGAUUUUACCAUAUCAAUCCGAGUGCGAGUCUGAAGAUUUAACAUUGGAGGAACUAGUUAUUCAACCCGAACCUCCAUCGGAAGGACGACUCGAGCAGGACAUUUCUCACUGAUACACUACUCAGUUUGGGGUACAUUAUGAGAUGUUGCAACUGUAAUUCCUCACCAUCAGUAUUAACAAGUGUAUGUCAACAAUGUAUCAACAAACCAAUUAUUUUACUUACACUUAUUUA
Molecule: messenger RNA, 4153 nt
Organism: Rhinichthys klamathensis goyatoka
Lineage: Eukaryota; Metazoa; Chordata; Actinopteri; Cypriniformes; Leuciscidae
Gene: rap1gapa
Product: RAP1 GTPase activating protein a
Exons: 27
Coding region: 416-2617 (733 amino acids)
Biological process (GO): regulation of small GTPase mediated signal transduction; activation of GTPase activity
Cellular component (GO): cytoplasm
Molecular function (GO): GTPase activator activity
Source: RefSeq, a predicted model, not a curated record